AUACAGACGACGUACUACAGAGCUAGAGCUAGCUAGCGCCUAGUGAAUAGUGAUAGAGUCCUAUAUAUAAUGGCGGAGGUGCAGGUAGAUGAGGUAGAAGGAGGCGAACGGCGGCGGCGGCGGCCGCUGGCGGAGUACGCGGCGGAGCUGGAGGCGGUGAGCUUGAGCGUGCGGGCGGCGCCGCCGCUGCGGCUGAAGGCGCUGGUGCGGGCGUGCCACCACGCGCUGGCCUUGUUCGACCUCCUCGGCGUGGAGGCCGGGUUCUGGAAGACGGAAUACGCGGAGCGGCUGGUGGCGCUGGAGCGCGCGGCGGAGGCCAUGGACAGCGCGGAGGAGCUCGUCGACCGCGACGUCGCCGCCGGCCGCGUCAGGGCCACCGGCACCCACUCCAACAACCUCGUCCGCGUCAAGCGCGGCAUCGAGCUCAAGCGGGCGCUCUUCCAGCUCAUGCUCGCGCAGCUGCAGCAGCAGCGACCAGGAGGAGGAGGAGUCUCCUUCGACGGGGUGGUGUCCAUGGCGUACGCCGCCGUGUUCGCCCGGUACCACGACAAGAACGUGCAGAGCACCGUCGCCGACUCCAUCUGCGCCAUCCCCGUCAAGUCCAUUUCCGACUUCUUCGCCACCAUCAAUGAGACCGAUGAAUCUGCGGCUGCAGAGAUGCAAAAGUACAUCGAUGCAGCCAACGGGAUCAUCAGCUACAUCGACGAGCUAUUCGCCUCCAGAGGCGUCAGCGCGGAUUUCUGAAGUCUGUCAUUCACACAUCAUGCAACAGGGAUGCUUAAUUAUCUGCAGACUAUGCGAACGGUGGUCAAUAAUAAUGUAGUAUUAAUAUUUACUUAUACUCUGCCUAUGGUCUUCUGGACCUACAGUAUAUAUGCAGUACAACAUGGUGUUUUUCCUCUUCUUUUAUCAAUGAAAUAAGGUAGUAAAACUUUCCUGUCGCCUCAGAAGACAGAAUGGUGGUCAACAUUUUUGCUCUGAA
This is a messenger RNA of Oryza sativa Japonica Group (Japanese rice), 982 nucleotides long. Its product is annotated as accelerated cell death 11. Gene Ontology annotation, biological process: ceramide transport; intermembrane lipid transfer. The record is from RefSeq and is a predicted model, not a curated record. Gene Ontology annotation, molecular function: ceramide 1-phosphate binding; ceramide 1-phosphate transfer activity. Gene Ontology annotation, cellular component: cytoplasm; cytosol; membrane. Lineage: Eukaryota; Viridiplantae; Streptophyta; Magnoliopsida; Poales; Poaceae.